AUGGACGUUUAUGUUCAAGGAAUUUGCCAAUCCCAUUUAUAUUGUUUUGAUGAACAAGAAACAGCUGACACCUGCAGAGGCAAAAAUUGCAAAUUCGCCCAUCUUAAAGAAAAUUACAUUGAUUCACACUGCCAUUUAGAUUUAUUGAACCGAGACUUCCACUGUCAUAUUGAUUUAAUGAACAUGCCUAAAUAUUUUGGUGGAUGUAUUACGAAUUUCUGCUUCCCCAUUGAUUACAAUCAAUGGCACAAUUUGCAAUCUUUAAGAUUCAAAACACAUUUUACUAUUGGGCUACAUCCAAAAUGUGCACAGUUAUAUGAUAUAAACACUAAACUAAAAGUUGAAGAUAUGGCAAUAAAUAAAGAUUGUGUAGCAAUUGGAGAAUGUGGAUUGGAUUAUACUAAAAAAUGUGCUGUAGCAAUCAAAAAAAAAGCAUUCAUAGAACAGUUGAAAAUUGCAAAUAGAUUAGAUAAACCAAUUGUUCUACAUUUGCGUGACAGUUGCAUGGAUGCAUUUCAUAUUGCAAAGGAUUAUUUACCUGUGUCGCACAAGAUUCACUUGCAUUGUUUUACAUCAACAAUGAAUAAUUAUCACAACUGGAAAUAUUUCUCAAACUGUAAAAUUGGAAUAACAAAUAUGGUGAAUUUCCCUACAGCAUACAAUAUUCACCAAUUAGCAAGAGAAAUACCUUUGGAAGACAUUCUAUUGGAAACUGACAGUCCAUACUUUUUACCCAGAAUUGUUAUAAAUGGACAAAAAUUUUCCAAUCCAGGACAUGCACUGAAUGUUGCAAUGAGAAUAGCACAGUUGCGCAAUACAUCAAUAAAUGAAGUAAUAAAAACUACAACAGACAAUACAAACUUCAUAUACAAUCUGUGA
Mytilus trossulus (common blue mussel) is the source of this 879-nucleotide messenger RNA. Its product is annotated as putative deoxyribonuclease TATDN2. The record is from RefSeq and is a predicted model, not a curated record. Bases 1 to 879 code for a protein of 292 amino acids. Lineage: Eukaryota; Metazoa; Mollusca; Bivalvia; Mytilida; Mytilidae. Gene Ontology annotation, molecular function: hydrolase activity, acting on ester bonds. The transcript has a single exon.